AUGAAAAUGCAACAAUUCACGAAGGGGGAGGAUGCAUUUUUGGUUGAUAGCCAUGAAGCCGCGUCUUUGACGUUCUCGUGUGAAGCGGCAUGCGUGUGCGGUGUCGACGGCGCCCCUUCCGAGCAACAUGCAAAGGAAGUCAACUUAGGCAAUGCUAAGGUCUCCACUGUUGUAAAACAAGCGGACGGGACGCGACAACUUCCAGUCGAUGACGCCUUACUGUGUGACACCGGCAACACGAAGGUCAUUUUGACGGGAUCGCAGGAGGAGGAGGAGGAGGAGGAGGAGGAGGAAGCAGUGGGAGAAGAGGAGAGUGAAAAAGAUGAGGAGGGUUUUGAAGAGGAGGAAGAAUAUGAGGAAGAAUCCGACGAUGAGGAGGAAUAUGAGGAGGACGAAGAGAAUAAAGAGAGGUCGGAAGAAACGGCGGAAGGUGAAGCCGAGGAGAACGAAUACAUUUUUGAGCCACCUGGUGAUGGGGGCAAUGACCCCAAAAUUAAGAAGGAUGUAUUCGUCAUUCAUGGCAAAAAGUACGCUGCAUCCGCCUUUAUAAAAAAUGCGGGUUUCAUGAAGGUGCAGAAGAAACUUCGUAGGAAUCCUAAGACCCCGCUCAUAAUAUGCUCGCGUACUAAGGUGCACAACGUCAUGGAGUGCCAGUUUCUGCAUUUGACCAACCGUGCUGUGUUGGUGGGGGACCGCUAUGUGAGGAUCAACAUGUUGCUGGAUAACCCGGCGAGAGUUGCCCUACUUAAAAAUCCCUUGUUGGCGGCGAAGGCGACGUUUUGUACUGUUGCCAAUGGUGGACAUGAUGCUCCCACGUGCUCUGCAUUGCACCUUUUACCAGGCAUUGUUUUUGUGGGUGGUCCGCAGCUGGGUGUCGCCUAUUUUGCGACCGAGCUUCACGAUAACCUUGCGCUGCGGCGACUGAGGGACGAUGCCAACUCUUGCGGUCGUUGGUGUAGGAAUCAGCUUUCUCAUGUUGUUCUGACAUGUGCUUUUGUGCACUACAACCGGGGAAAGGUGUACACGGAGGUUCCGCGAGAGCCAUCGCGGCCCCUUGCAGUGAUACCAAGCCUACGCCCACGCGCACCAAGACCGGCAGGAGGGAGAGAGGGCCGCGGUGGCUCGUCACGGGGUAGAGGCAGGGGUGGAAGAGGACGCGGUAGGGGCGGAAGAGGACGUGGCAGUGGUGGAAUAGGGCGCAGAAUGAAUCGUGGCCGAGGUGGGCAUAGCGAUGUUGAGAGUGCCCCGCGUCCUCAUGUGGCGACGGCGGCACCUGCUAUUUCUGAUAUGAUGGAUUCUGGCAGCAGUACGUUGCCAGUUGAUACUGUGGCUCCCAUGCUCGAGGAGAGGGCGCAGGAACAGAAGGAGCGACUACUAAAUCUUUUGCUGGUCGUAUUGGUGGUUUUUGUUGCCAUGCUCGCCUAUUUGCUUAAUUUUAAUUAA
Trypanosoma cruzi is the source of this 1443-nucleotide messenger RNA. RefSeq lists its product as uncharacterized. The record is from RefSeq and is a predicted model, not a curated record. NCBI's taxonomy places the organism in Eukaryota, Euglenozoa, Kinetoplastea, Trypanosomatida, Trypanosomatidae. The transcript has a single exon. Bases 1 to 1443 code for a protein of 480 amino acids.